GCGGCACGCCACCGAAGUUGCUCUGUCAUUUCUGUGUUCAUGAGAAAUUGUUCAACACUCUAAGCCACUUCUCCCUGUGCUCAUCACUCAAUCUAUCCAUCUUUCUCUAUAUUCACACACAAUUCUAUCUUCCCAAACGUUAAUCACCUGAUUUAAGACAUGGGAAAAGCAGCCAAAUGGUUUCGCAGCCUUUUCGGCCUAAAAAGGCCGAACAAUAUCACUAUAACCACCCCCUGUACUGAUGCAAAACGAACUCCAAGUCGACGUUGGAGCUUCAAAAGGUCCACCUCAAACCGCUACCACACUCUGUCGGAUUCCAUCGUUUCUGCAUUGCCUCGGGUUCACUUGAAAGGCGACAAAGAACAGAAGCAUAUGAUCGCAGCAGCAGUGAAGAAUAUGAGUGAGUUGAAGGGUAAUUGUGAUCACUGGGCUGCAGUUAAGAUACAGGCACAUUUUCGCGGAUUUCUGGCAAGAAAGGCUUUGAGGGCAUUGAGAGGGUUGGUGAAGCUCCAGGCCCUAGUCAGGGGACACAUUGUGAGAAAACAGAUUGCAGGGAGGCUGCUGCAGAUGCAGGCAGCCUUACGUGCUCGAACACGAGCUCGAGCUUUACGGGCCCAGAUUUAUGAAGCUCCUCAGUCAACUAUCAAGCCCUCUCACAUACAUCACCUUGGUCCUGCAACACCCGAAAACUCUGAGCAUGAUAUACGGAGGAGUAGGAGUUCAAAAUACGAACAAUCAGUUAUGCUAGAGAAAAAUGGAUCAAUAACAGCUUCUAAGGUUGGACCUGAUAAAGGAAAACUAAACGUGCGUUAUAGUACUGACGGAGAAUCACAGGACCGAGUUUAUUUACAAGACUCAACUUACCAUCAAGCAUAUUUCUAUCCAUUAUCAGGUGAAGAACAGUCACUGAGCCCUCUCAAGUACACAAUUGAUGUCGAUGAAGCCUUUUGCGCAGCUGAAACUAGCCUACACGUUAAUACAUCAAGAAGGGCUAGUUUUACGCGAAGUGGACCAUUUACACCUAGAAGCGACAUCUCAAAAAGCUCUAAAAGCGGUUACUCUGACAACUCCCCGAGUUACAUGUCAUACACAGCAUCGUCAAAGGCCAAGGUGAGGUCCCCAUCCCUCAGUGCCCCUCAUCAGAAGACUCUGGAAAGAUCCAAUACGACGAAGAGGCUUCCAAUUAAUGGGGGAUAUGGUAACAUGAAAUCAUCAAGCGUUCACAACGUCCCUUCGACACUGCAUUCUAAAUUUGUCAGCAAAGCCUACCCCGGGUCUGGCCGGCUAGACAGGCUUGGAAGUCCCCUGGGAAGUAAUGGUGUAGCGUUCAGUUGCGGCCUUUUAAGCAGUUACUAGAGAUGAAUUUAGGACUUUUUAUGAAUCUGCAUCAAUUGAAAUUUCGAUUAUAAGAUAACUGUGUAACAAGAUCCAUCCCAUUGUGCAUGCUAAAGUUUAAAGUUUAAUGAAUAGAUGAACUGCUAAACCUC
Messenger RNA from Daucus carota subsp. sativus, 1487 nucleotides. RefSeq names its product protein IQ-DOMAIN 22. Lineage: Eukaryota; Viridiplantae; Streptophyta; Magnoliopsida; Apiales; Apiaceae. The transcript is spliced from 4 exons. Gene Ontology annotation, molecular function: protein binding. Bases 160 to 1356 code for a protein of 398 amino acids. The record is from RefSeq and is a predicted model, not a curated record.